Caenorhabditis remanei is the source of this 519-nucleotide messenger RNA. RefSeq lists its product as uncharacterized. NCBI's taxonomy places the organism in Eukaryota, Metazoa, Nematoda, Chromadorea, Rhabditida, Rhabditidae. The coding region runs from base 1 to 519 and encodes 172 amino acids. The transcript is spliced from 3 exons. The record is from RefSeq and is a predicted model, not a curated record.
AUGCAAACCUUCUCAGCUGUCCUCCUUGCUUUGGGUCUCUUCUCCGGAGCCUCGGCUCAACUCGCCGCCUGGCCAUCUCAGAGCUACUCUCCAUACUAUCAAGCCCUGUUCGGAGCCGCCAGCACCCCAGUCCUCUCUGCUCCAGUCAUGAAGACCGCACCAUCCGCCAUCCCACUCGCUGCUCCAGCCUUUGCUCCAGCAUUCGCUCCAGCCUUCGCUCCAGCUCCAGUCUUUGCCGCUCCACCAGUCUACGCCGCUCCACCACCACCACCAGUCUUCGCCGCCCCACCAGCACCAGUCUUCGCCGCUCCAGCUGCUCCAGUGCUCCGCGGACCAGCCUACGCCUACGCUCCAUCUCCAGUGCUCUCCCAGGUUGGAGUCGCCCCAGCUCCAGUGUUCGCUGCUCCAGCGUUGGCUCCAGUCGCCCCAGUCCUCGCCGCCCCAAGAUUCGUCCCAGCAUACGCUCCAUUCGCCAGAGCCGCCAUGUUCAUCGGAUCCAACAAGGCUAAGACCGCCUAA